Molecule: messenger RNA, 354 nt
Organism: Cannabis sativa
Lineage: Eukaryota; Viridiplantae; Streptophyta; Magnoliopsida; Rosales; Cannabaceae
Product: probable E3 ubiquitin-protein ligase RHA4A
Exons: 1
Coding region: 1-354 (117 amino acids)
Source: RefSeq, a predicted model, not a curated record
AUGAAGGUUGAUCUUCGCCGCGAUGAUGAAGAACCUCCAAUAAUAGUUGUUGAUCAUGCAAAACAAUCUUGCAUUAUCAAUCUGUUAUGUUUUUUUAGGAAACAUAACGUUAGAAGAGAUAAUUUCAAAGAUGAUGAAUGUGUUAUAUGUUUGGAACCAUUAUUGGAAGAUAAUAAAGUGGUUGUUGAGAUGAAGAAGUGUAAACAUCUGUUUCACUUAUCUUGCAUUAAUGACUGGACUCGAAUCAAUAAAAUAUGUCCAGUCUGCCGUCUUCGUGUGAAUACUGUCUACAUUGUUACUUGUACAGAUGUUUCUACAAAGUCAAAUCGUGAUACUGUAGAAAAUAUGGUUUAA